AUGGGUGUUCAACAUUUAUGGAGCAUUUUAGAACCGUCAAAAACAGAAGAAAAUAUUGCGAACCUUCGUGAUAAGACAUUGUGUAUUGACCUAAGUCUCUGGAUAUGCGAAGCUCAGGGAACCAAAGGUUUAAAAGAUCAGCUGAAACCAUAUUUACGCAACGUUUUCUUUCGCACUUUGUACUUGGCGAGUCUUGGUGUCCGUCCAGUGUUUGUUGUUGAUGGUGUACCCCCUGAGAUAAAGCGAGAGACCAUAGUUAAACGAUUGCAGGCACGUGGUGAACAUGUCUCCAACAAUCCACAAAAAAAACAUAGGAAGUUAAAUAGAUCGAAGUUUACUUUGCAAUGCAAUGAG
Molecule: messenger RNA, 354 nt
Organism: Paramuricea clavata
Lineage: Eukaryota; Metazoa; Cnidaria; Anthozoa; Malacalcyonacea; Plexauridae
Source: the annotation of a GenBank genome assembly